UAAUCUGCAUUACUGUUAAAUUUGAUUUUGUUUUAUCAAUAUAAAUAGAAACCUUUUUGCUCUUGCAGGAGACCCAACAGAGAUGAUGGUUACAUGGGUGACUUUGGCAAACACAAACUACUCUAUUGUUCAGUACAACAAGGUUGGUUUUCCUCUGACAUUACAAGCUUCUGGUGACAUCACUAAAUUCACUGACGGCGGAUCAGAACAUCGAGUGUUGUACAUUCACAGGGUGAAAUUGACAGGACUGGUUCCCAAUCAGACGUAUGAGUAUCAUUGUGGUGGAUUAGAGGGUUGGAGUGCACUGUAUGCAUUUAAAGCCCUCAAGUCUGGUGUGGACUGGAGUCCUCAAAUGGCUGUCUUUGGAGAUCUUGGAAGUGUUUGCAUUUUAAACGAUUCGGGCUGCACGUUUGCCAGAAGAACUCGGGUAGAAUAA
Messenger RNA from Orbicella faveolata, 436 nucleotides. Its product is annotated as acid phosphatase type 7-like. The record is from RefSeq and is a predicted model, not a curated record. Lineage: Eukaryota; Metazoa; Cnidaria; Anthozoa; Scleractinia; Merulinidae. Gene Ontology annotation, molecular function: acid phosphatase activity; metal ion binding.